AAAAGCACCACCAUUUCCAUUUUUGCGGUUUCCAACUUUUCUCUUCCUCUCUUCAAGCUAAGCUCGGAUCUUCACCUUCGUCGCUGGUAUUUUGACCUGAGAAGUAGAAGACUUCAGUGAAGUGUUUUAUCCCAGUAGUUGAUGGUCGUUCAUGACAAUAAUCAUGUUGAUAUGCCUUUUCUUGUGGUGCUAGAGCUGCUAAUCCGUAUCAGGACCUGUAGGAUUGAGCUUCAAAGUAAAUCACAUUAUGGAUCAAGAAGCGCAUUUCUGCCGGAAGUUCACAAAUAUGAAAUCCCAUUGGUGUAAUGGAAUUUUUAGGAUCUUGAUCAACUGCUGGGUGAUGCCAAUCAAGUAGGGGAAUUCCAUGCGGCAAACAAUCUGCCAAAUACAUCACAGAUGCAGAAGUUGCUGAAAAUUCUUUCAGACAGAAUAGGGGAUUACAAUUGGGAAACUUAAGUUCAGAGUGCAAGUCUCAGGGAUCAAGCAGGAGUGAUGCUGAUGCUUUUGGGAUAUCAGAAUUGUCAGCAGCAAUGAUAAUGGAGGCUGAAUACAAUGAUACACAUGUUGAGAGGGAAUUCACUCAUGAUUUGUGUGCUGGUACCAAUAGUAGUUGUGUAACACCACUCGAAGGAAGCAUCUGUGAUACAAUACUUGAUAAUAGAAAUAUCCAUAAAUUGGUAAACUUAAGUUCAGAGUGCAAGUCUCAAGGAUCAAGCAGGAGUGAUACAGAUGCUUUUGGAAUAUCAGAAUUGUCAGCAGCAAUGAUAAUGGAGACUGAAUUCAAUAAUACACAUGUUGAGAGGGGUUUCACUCAUGAUUUGUGUGCUGGUCUGAGGACCAAUAGUAGUCGUGUAACACCACACGAAGGCAGCAUCUGCGAUACAAUACUUGAUAAUAGAAAUAUCCAUAAAUUUAAUACUAAUGAAAGCUAUAUAGAAAAUCGUGAUUUAUCUGAUGAAAAUGUGAAGGGUGAUAUUGUGGCAAGCAAACUUGUCAGUUGUUCAAGGGAGAGGAGAUUGCGUAAGCCUACACGAAGGUUCAUUGAAGAAUUUUCAGAUUCUAAGUCUGAAAGUAACAAGGGAAGGAAAAAAACUCCUACAAAAGAUAAAUACAUGAAAGGGACAUCUACUGAAGAAUCUAGUCAUGUUAGCCAUGAGGUACAAGUGUCCACGCCUAAAGGUGAAUGGCAUUGUGGUACUUCUGUUCCAGUGCAGUCUCGAUCUCAAAGAAGACAUCCAAAGAAGCAUGUACCAGUUUUGGGAUUUCUAUCAGAAGACGUAUAUUCUGCAACAGAAUGUAAAAAUGUUUAUUCAUCUGCUAAAAGAUGUAAAAAGCAUGAUAGGAGGAAGCACCAGAAGAUGUGGACCCUUACUGAAGUAAUGCAAUUAGUUGAUGGAAUUGCUGAAUAUGGAACUGGCCGCUGGACUCAUAUAAAGAGGCACCUAUUUGCACAUUCUCCUCAUCGCACACCUAUAGAUCUCAGGGACAAAUGGCGAAAUCUUCUGAGAGCUAGCUGUGUUAACAUACAGAACAGAAAAGGGAUCGAACGGAAGCAAUCACAUGCCUCACGUCCACUUCCAAAGUCCCUGCUCCAACGCGUCUAUGAACUGGCCAAUAUUUAUCCAUAUCCAAAGGAGCGCAGUCCAAAAUCAGUCGAAGCAACUACACCUGCCCCGCAUCUUACUGAAAGUAAUGCUUUGCCAUUCAAUUGGGGGCGGAAGAAGGACGAAUGACAUCUACUUUGGAAACACCCGAAAGGCCUUUGCAGUGAAGUGGAAGUUCAAAUAAUACUUGUAAUUAGAUGUAAAAAGAUCUCUGUUUCUGUUUUGAUCCUAUUGU
Molecule: messenger RNA, 1839 nt
Organism: Cucurbita maxima (winter squash)
Lineage: Eukaryota; Viridiplantae; Streptophyta; Magnoliopsida; Cucurbitales; Cucurbitaceae
Exons: 7
Coding region: 531-1733 (400 amino acids)
Source: RefSeq, a predicted model, not a curated record